AUGGCAGCGCACAGAAAAGCGGUCGCCGUGCUCCUUCUGCAGGCGUUCGGGAACACGGCAGCCGCGCGGGAACCCGAGGCACGAAGGAAGGCCGCGUGGAGAUGCCAGGCCAUGUUCGCGCUCAGCACGCGCCUCGUGCUGCAGGGCCCUGAUGCCUUCCAGCAGCAGGUGGGGCGGCAGGUGCUUGAAGCCUAUGGGCGCCACCACCGCACCGAGUUCGAGGCCUUCUUCGACCGCACGCUCGUGCUGGGCCUGCUGCAACACGGCUAUGGGCAGCUCAGUGCGCGUGACCCCGCCAUCCUGGACUACAUCCAGGCCGGGCUGCGCCUCAUCAUGAGCUGCCCCUCGGUGCUGGAGCUCUUUGAGGUGCUGCAGGUGGAGGCGCUGCGGCUGGGGGGCGGGGGGCCUGCAACCCCGCCCUUCGCCCGUCGCUGCCAGCAGCUCGUGCGCAGCAUGGCCCACUUCCAGAGCCAGGGUAGCCGCGAAGCCGAGCUGCGCCUCUACGUCUCGCAGGUGACCCAGGUGGGCGUGCUGCUGCGCAGCGUCUGGAAGGCCAAGCCCGAUACGCUGCUGCCCUCCCUGCAGGAGCUCUUCGCUGUCAUCUCUGCUGCCGAUACUUCAUUUGAACCUUCCGUUGCACUGGCAAGUCUUGUACAGCAUAUACCAUUACAGAUGAUUACAGUACUCAUCAGGAGCCUUACUACAGAUCCAAAUGUGAAAGAUGCGAGUAUGACUCAAGCUCUGUGCAGGAUGAUUGACUGGUUGUCCUGGCCUCUGGCUCAGCAUGUGGAAACAUGGGUGAUUGCACUGCUGAAAGGACUAGCUGCAGUCCAGAAAUUUACCAUCCUCAUUGAUGUCACCCUGCUCAAGAUUGAAUUGGUCUUUAAUCGACUUUGGUUUCCUCUAGUGAGACCUGGUGCCCUUGCUGUCCUUUCCCACAUGUUACUUAGUUUCCAGCAUUCUCCAGAGGCUUUUCAUUUGAUUGUCCCACAUGUGGUCAGUUUGGUGCACUCCUUCAAAAGAGAUGGCCUGCCUUCCAGCACAGCUUUUUUGAUGCAGUUAUCUGAGUUGCUACACUGUAUGAUGUAUCAUUAUUCAGGAUUUCCAGAGCUCUAUGAACCAAUUCUGGAUGCUAUUAAGGAACUGCCCAAACCCAGUGAAGAGAAGAUUAAGUUGAUUCUCAGUCAAAGUGCCUGGACUUCUCAAUCCAGUUCUUUGCCAUCUUGUUUAUCUAGACUUUCUGGAAAAUCUGAAACUGGGAAGACUGGCCUAAUUAAUCUAGGAAAUACUUGUUACAUGAACAGUGUUAUUCAGGCACUCUUCAUGGCUACAGAUUUCAGAAGACACGUUUUAUCUCUAAAUCUGAAUGGAUGCAAUUCACUAAUGAGAAAAUUACAGCAUCUUUUUGCGUUUUUGGCACAUACCCAGAGGGAGGCAUAUGCGCCUAGAAUUUUCUUUGAGGCUUCCAGACCACCGUGGUUUACUCCGCGAUCUCAGCAGGAUUGCUCAGAAUAUCUCCGGUUCCUGCUAGACAGGUUGCACGAGGAAGAGAGAACCUUGAGAGCUCUGUCGUCAGCAAAGGCUGCUGAAAGUCUGAUGAGUGAAGAGUCCCAGGCACAAGAAACUGUCCAUAAAGCCCAGCUGUUUGCUGAAGCACCUUAUGCUGGAAGUGAAGAGAGAACGUUGAUAGAGAGAAUGUUUGGAGGAAAACUCAAAACUAGUAUAUGCUGCUUAAACUGCAAAAGCACUUCUCAAAAGGAAGAAGCUUUCACAGAUCUCUCUCUAGCUUUCUGUCCUCCUGCUUCCUUGGAGAAUCUUGGCCCCAAAUGCAUGGAACAUUCUGAAGUGAAGGAUGAUUAUGUGGUGCAAAGUAGUAGCUUAGCAUCCAGUGGUGUUGAAGAAGCAACUUUCAGUAACUUGGAAGUAAAUGGUGGAUGUGACAAAAUUAUGAAUGAAGGAACCAUAAAAAAUUUUUCUACUGAGCCCAACUCUGGGGAUACUGCAAAUUCUGAGCUCAACGACAUUCAAGACAAUAAGGAUAUAUCCCAGAGGCUAGUAGGUAAAAAUACUCCAUCAGUCACAGACUUACUGAAUUACUUCCUGGCACCUGAGAUCCUCAGCGGAGAUAACAAAUAUUAUUGUGAGAAGUGUGCCUCUCUACAGAAUGCUGAGAAAACUAUGCAAAUCAUUGAGGAACCAGAAUACCUCAUUCUCACCCUUUUGAGAUUUUCAUAUGAUCCAAAGUGUCAUAUAAGGCGCAAAAUCUUGGACAAUGUGUCUCUGCCACUUGUUUUAGAACUGCCAGUCAAAAGGGCAACAUCUUCUCUAGCUGUAGUUUCAGGAGGUUGGUCAGUCAAUGUUGAGAUUUCUGAUUUUGGAGAAAAUCUUGCUAAAAAACUGAAGCCCUCAGGUGCUGAUGAAGUGACCUGCCCACAGCUGGUGCCCUACAUGUUAAGCUCUGUGGUAGUGCACUCUGGUGUCUCCUCUGAAAGUGGACAUUACUACUCUUAUGCUAGAAAUGUGACUGGUUCAGGGCCUUCAGGACUGUGCCAGCAGUCCAAAGCUCUGCCUUUAGUUUCUCCCCAGGAUACAUUGAUGGCAGAAGAGAGUCCUUCUACUGUUGUAGAAAACGAUCUAGACGCUGAAAUGCCAAAAGAAUGGUUUCUGUUCAAUGACAGCAGAGUGACAUUUACCUCAUUUCAGUCGGUCCAGAAAAUUACGAGUAGAUUUCCAAAGGAUACUGCUUAUGUUCUGUUUUACAAAAAGCAAAAUAACACCUGUGGCUUCAGCACCAAUUCAAUGAAUGGACUCUGGGUAAAUGGAGACCCUCCCCUACAAAAAGAUCUCAUGGAUGCAAUUACAAAAGAUAACAAGCUAUAUUUGCAGGAGCAAGAGCUGAGCGCUCGGACGCAGGCGCUUCAGGCCGCCUCGGCGUCCUGCUCCUUCCGACCCAACGGCUUCGACGACAACGACCCGCCGGGCAGCUGCGGCCCUGCAGGCGGCGGCGGCGGCGGCAGCGGCUUCAGCACCGUCGGCAGGUUGGUCUUUUGACGCUGAAGACGCCCUGGAAUACACUGGUUCCCAAGCAGCUUGCUGCUGCAGAGGACAAUUAAAAUCUUGAACUUUGUCAAAUAUUGUACCAUGUUUUGAGACUUGAUCCUUGUUCUAUAAGAAAUGUUGGGCUUUGGGGAUCUUUUGUUUUGUUUUAUUUGAAAUAAAUAAGCGCAUCAUGGAGA
This is a messenger RNA of Tinamus guttatus (white-throated tinamou), 3236 nucleotides long. It is a transcript of the gene USP38, whose product is annotated as ubiquitin specific peptidase 38. Lineage: Eukaryota; Metazoa; Chordata; Aves; Tinamiformes; Tinamidae. Gene Ontology annotation, cellular component: nucleus; cytosol. The record is from RefSeq and is a predicted model, not a curated record. Gene Ontology annotation, molecular function: cysteine-type deubiquitinase activity. Gene Ontology annotation, biological process: ubiquitin-dependent protein catabolic process; protein deubiquitination.